AUGUCAUCAUCAAUUGUAAAUAACAACAUUGCUUCUCAAGACAUGGACCAUCAUGAUCAUUCUAGUUUGAUGCCCCAUCAUAAACGAUUGGUCUGCUUCGUUGAAGGAAAUAUCGGGUCUGGAAAGAGCAGCACAUCACGAGAGUUACAAUUAUUUAAUGAAAAUUGUGUUUCCGAACAACAACGAACUGAUGAGUGGACACUCCUCAGCAAGUAUUAUGAAGUUGGAAUUCAUAAAAAGGACAUCAAGCUCAACUAUGAAUUACAAAAACAAAUUGCAAAUACCUAUUUCAAACAUUACUUUAAGUAUAACUUUCAGCCAUUGACAUCAACGUCAUCAUUGAAAUCACGAGAAUCAUCAUUCACGACUGUCAAUGACCUAUUUGAAAAAGAACAGCUCGAAGCCAUCAUGAAGAAGUUCAAUAAUUUAGUGAAAUUACAUCCAAACUCCAAGAUAAUGUCACAAAUGAGUGACUCCUUUGAUGUAAAUAGAUAUGAAUUAGAUGAAAAUGUCACUACUCCACCAAUCACUUGUUCUGACACUUUCAACAUUUUCUUUGAAGGAAUUCUUUCCUCGAGUGGUGUAUUUACUGUUAUGGAGUAUAACAAGGGAAUGAUUGCCGAGGAAGAUUAUUUGGAUUUGUGUGAAAAUUACGACGCCUUAAAGAGAGGUGUCACUGGUCACAUGGCAUUCUAUCUCAAGCCAAAGAAUAACAUUGACAUUUGUCACGAAAGAAUUAAGGCUAGAAAAAGAGAAUUUGAAGGAGGAAUUGAAAAGUCAUAUUUGAAGCUCAUAGAGGAGCACUAUGAUUCAUUCAUGGAAAUUGUAGCAACCAAGAUACCUGUGUUCGUUAUUGACAAUUCUACUCUUGAUGCAAAACAAACUGCAGCAUUGAUUUUGGACAUUAUUAAUGCUGUGAAAAAAGACAUUAAAUACAUGUAA
This is a messenger RNA of Naegleria lovaniensis, 942 nucleotides long. RefSeq lists its product as uncharacterized. Bases 1 to 942 code for a protein of 313 amino acids. Gene Ontology annotation, molecular function: deoxynucleoside kinase activity. The record is from RefSeq and is a predicted model, not a curated record. Gene Ontology annotation, cellular component: cytoplasm. NCBI's taxonomy places the organism in Eukaryota, Heterolobosea, Eutetramitea, Acrasida, Naegleriidae. The transcript has a single exon.